Molecule: messenger RNA, 1636 nt
Organism: Phyllostomus discolor (pale spear-nosed bat)
Lineage: Eukaryota; Metazoa; Chordata; Mammalia; Chiroptera; Phyllostomidae
Gene: ATP6V0D2
Product: ATPase H+ transporting V0 subunit d2
Exons: 8
Coding region: 249-1328 (359 amino acids)
Biological process (GO): vacuolar acidification; vacuolar transport; proton transmembrane transport
Cellular component (GO): plasma membrane proton-transporting V-type ATPase complex; vacuolar proton-transporting V-type ATPase complex; early endosome
Molecular function (GO): proton-transporting ATPase activity, rotational mechanism
Source: RefSeq, a predicted model, not a curated record
CCUCCAUGUAUUGGUGGUUUCCUUGGUUGAUGGGUCAUAGAGCUUAUUCACUGUUGCUGUAAACAAGGCUGAGCAUCCUGUGUUCAAAGCCACUGAAAUUGGAGGAAACUAGUCACCAAAAACCUGACUAUCAGCUGUUAGACGGCUUCCUGAUAACUCCUGUGCCUGCCAGCACUCUCCACACCAGUACAGGUCUUUGGGGCUCCCAGGACACCACUGUCCCACCCCCACCUGCCUGACCUGGCCCCAUGCUGGAAAUUGCUGAGCUGUGCUUCAAUGUGGACCAUGGCUACCUGGAGGGCCUGGUGCGAGGGUGCAAGGCCAGCCUCCUGACCCAGCAAGACUACAUCAACCUGGUCCAGUGUGAGACCCUGGAGGAUCUGAAAGUUCAUCUUCAGACCACUGAUUAUGGCAACUUCUUGGCCAAUCAAAUGAACCCUCUCACUGUUUCCAAAAUUGACACUGAGAUGAAGAAAAAGUUGUGCAGAGAAUUUGAGCAUUUCCAGAAUCAUUCCCUGGAGCCCCUGAGCACAUUUUUCACCUACAUAAUGUGCAGUUACAUGAUCAACAGUGUGGUUCUACUGAUGAAUGGCACCUUGCAGAAAAAGUCUGUAAAGGAAGCUCUAAGGAAGUGUCACCCACUGGGCCAAUUCAUGGAAAUGGAAGCAGUCAACAUCGCAGAGACGCCUUCUGAUCUCUUUAUUGCAGUCCAGGUAUUUGACAGUCCAGAAACACCCUUAGUUCCAUUCUUUCAAGACUGCAUGUCCGAAAAUACAUUAGAUGAACUGAAUAUUGAAAUACUGCGCAAUAAACUGUACAAGUCUUACCUGGAGGCAUUCUAUAAAUUCUGUAAGAAUCAUGGUGAUGUCACAGCAGAAAUUAUGUGUCACAUUCUUGAGUUUGAGGCCAACAGACAUGCUUUUAUCAUCACUCUUAACUCCUUUGGCACCAAAUUAAGCAAAGAUGACCGGCAGGCCCUCUACCCAACCUGUGGCAAGCUCAACCCUGAGGGGCUGCAUCUGCUGGCCCAAGUGGAUGACUUUGAACAGAUGAAGAAAGUAGUAGACUACUAUGGAGAAUGUGAUUCCAGGAUAUACAAGCCUUUGUUUGAGACUGUGGGUGAUGGCAGUGGGGGAAAGUCUUUAGAUGUGUUUUAUGAGCAUGAGGUGAAGAUGAACGUGUUGGCAUUCAACAGGCAGUUCCACUGUGGUGUGUUUUAUGCUUACAUUAAAUUGAGGGAACAAGAAAUGAGAAAUAUCGUGUGGAUUGCAGAAUGCAUCUCACAAAGAUAUUGGACUAAAAUUAAUAGCUAUAUUCCAACUCUGUAACCCAGCACAGGUCCUCAGAUGCAGAAAAACCAUAAAUGUGAAGAGGAAGCUAUUGAGGAAAAUGAAAAGAAUUGUGUUAGAUUAUCUAGGUCACACAGAAGGAAGCCACAUGGCCCCUUUAGGAAUUGCAGGCCCUCUAGAAACACAGUAAACCAGCCCUGAAACCAAGUUCUCAUUUUUCCUCUUGCAGCCUUAAAUCUUGUUUCCAUAUUUGUGUCUCACUCUUCACCAGGCUUUAAGCAUUAAUCUUAAUUAACCCUUUGGUACUUCCCCUAUUUUUAUUUUGUUGUGUUAAAAAAUCAAGUCUA